Messenger RNA from Oreochromis niloticus (Nile tilapia), 6348 nucleotides. It is a transcript of the gene unc5b, whose product is annotated as unc-5 netrin receptor B. Gene Ontology annotation, cellular component: membrane. The transcript is spliced from 16 exons. Lineage: Eukaryota; Metazoa; Chordata; Actinopteri; Cichliformes; Cichlidae. Gene Ontology annotation, biological process: netrin-activated signaling pathway; anterior/posterior axon guidance. Gene Ontology annotation, molecular function: protein binding; netrin receptor activity. The record is from RefSeq and is a predicted model, not a curated record. The coding region runs from base 719 to 3688 and encodes 989 amino acids.
UUCUGAGAGGAGGAGGAGGAUAAUAUGUGAUUGGCCGGGCUGGGACUGGUAGUCCGGAGGCUGGUAUUGUGAAGCUGGCGCUGAUCCCCGUGCUCAUGUUUACACCUUGCGGACGGGGACGAGACAAGACACCCAGGGGCCCAGCACAAACUCGGGAGUUCGGACUUUGGUGUUGGCGGUUACCUGACAGAAUUACCUACCCCCGUGCUACUUUGUGUUUUGGGGUUUUUUCCCCUCCCAGACUCUGUCGUUUAAUUUGACAUCUUCAUUUAGCGAUGCGUCAAACUUUUCGGUGACUCUCGCAGCACCUCUGCGCUCACGGCUCCCAAAAUAGUGGAGCUGGCAAUGAAGUCUACCAGGAAUAGUCACGAUGAAUCGUUUCUUUAUUUGAGCAGAGCUUGACAUCCGCGGACCUCUUCAAACUUUAAUUACGCAUGGAAAUUACGCCCUUUCAACCUCUCCCAGACGUUCUCGAGCUGCUCGGUGAUGGAUGUGAUUUGAGCCGUUUGCCGUUUGCGUCAACAGUCAGGAGUCAAGUAUUUACAAAAACAGAGGUUUCUAACUCAAUUACUGGAGUCGCUGGUGUGUGACUUUUCCCCGCGCAACCAUUCUGGGGGUAAAGACUUUUCUCGACAAAAAGCCGCUUGGUGUAUUAAAAGCUCCGCAGGUUACGCUGCGUGGACGAUCCGGGACAUUUCACGACGGCUGGACGGGAAAGAUGCGCUCUGUGCGGAUGCAGCGUGGCCAAGGUCUCGGUCCUCUGGUACUUCUCCUCCUGCUUGGGGGAUUUGCCGUGUCCGCUACUGAGAGCAGCGACUACAGCGAGGCCGAGGUUCUUCCCGACUCCUUCCCGUCAGCACCGGCAGAACCUCUCCCUGAAUUCCUGCUAGAACCCGAGGAUGCUUUCAUAGUGAAGAACCGUCCAGUCCAGCUGCGCUGCCGUGCUUCACCCGCCACCCAAAUCUACUUCAAAUGUAACGGAGAGUGGGUGAACCAAAACGAUCACGUCACUAGAGAGAGUCUGGACCAGAUCACAGGCCUGGUGGUGCGGGAGGUGGACAUCUCAGUGUCGAGGACCCAGGUGGAGGAGCUGUUCGGACUGGAGGACUACUGGUGCCAGUGUGUGGCCUGGAGCUCAGCUGGCACCACCAAGAGCAGCCGCGCCUACGUUCGCAUUGCAUACUUGAGAAAAAACUUUGAACAGGAGCCUUUGGGGCGGGAGGUGCGUCUUGAGCAGGAGGUGCUGCUGCAGUGUCGCCCCCCAGAGGGCAUGCCUGCUGCCGAGGUUGACUGGCUGAAAAAUGAGGACGUCAUUGAUCCAUCACAGGACUCCAAUUUUCUGAUCACGAUUGAUCACGAUCUGAUCAUCAAGCAGGCCAGACUUUCGGACACGGCUAACUACACCUGUGUGGCUCGAAAUGUGGUUGCCAAAAGACGCAGCAGCACAGCUACGCUUAUUGUUUAUGUGAGCGGAGGUUGGUCUUCGUGGACGGAGUGGUCGGAGUGUAACGCUCGGUGUGGGCGCGGCUGGCAGCGUCGAACACGCAGUUGCACCAAUCCGGCCCCUUUGAACGGAGGAGCCUUCUGUGAGGGCCCGCCGGUGCAGAGAGUAACUUGCACCACGCUAUGCCCAGUGGAUGGAGGUUGGACUGAGUGGGCAAAGUGGUCCGCCUGUGGGACAGAGUGCACCCACUGGCGCAGCCGAGAGUGCCAAGCCCCCCCACCCAUAAAUGGAGGAAAGCACUGCAGUGGCAGCAUGAUGGAGAGCAAGAACUGCACUGAGGGGUUAUGUGCAAGAAAUAAAAAGAUUUCUAUUGAACAUACAAGCCAUCCCCUGGCUCCAGGUAUGGGUGUAGCAGUCUACACGGUUCUCGUGGCCCUGCCGCUGAGCGUAAUAAUGGCACUGUGCGUGGGAGUGCUCGCAUAUCGCCGCAGAUGCCGACAUCUCCACGGAGACAUCACCGAUUCUUCAUCAGCUCUCACCACCGCGUUCCACCCUGGCAACUACAAACCUCCCAGACAGGAUAACCCUCACCCUCUACAUCCCUCAGCUCCUCCAGAUCUGACAGCCACAGCGGGGGCUUUCCGCGGGCCGCUCUUCUCCCUCCAACAAGGGGUCAACGACAGCCCCCACAAAAUCCCCAUGACCACCUCUCCGUUGCUGGACCCCCUGCCCAGCCUGAAAAUAAAGGUGUAUAACUCCUCCACGCUUUCUUCCCUGGAGCUUCCCAAUGACAUAAGCUCAGGUGACGGAGAGAUCCUCAGCUUAAAGUCGGUGGGUACCGUGGGCAGAGAGCGAGAGUAUCACACCCACACGCUAUCCAGAGAGGCUGGGUUGAGUACAAGCGCCACGCUUGGAAAUCUAGGAGGACGCCUCACUAUUCCCAAUACAGGUGUAAGUUUGCUGGUCCCCCCUGGCACAAUCCCCCAGGGGAAGUUCUAUGAAAUGUACCUCAUCAUCAACAAGUGGGACAAAACAACGUUACCCUCUGAGGGCAGUCAGACUGUACUCAGUCCUGUGGUGAGCUGUGGUCCAUCUGGUAUGCUGCUGAAUCGCCCCGUUGUCCUUACUUUGCCACACUGUGCCCAGCUAGACACGCCAACACCUGACUGGACUCUCACACUGAAAACGCAAACGCAUCAAGGAGCAUGGGAGGAGGUGCUGACUGUAGGGGAGGAGACUUUGUCAUCCCCGUGCUACCUGCAGCUGGAGGAGGAGUGCUGUCAUGUUCUCAUGGAGCAGCUUGGAACAUACGGCCUUGUGGGCCAGUCGUGCCCUCCACAGCCUGCCUGCAAGCGCCUGCAGCUGGCUCUCUUCGCCCCCCGCGCACCAUGCCUCUCCCUGGAUUACAGCCUCCGGAUCUACUGUAUCCAUGACACCCCACAUGCACUCAAGGAGGUGCUGGAUUUGGAGAGGAGUCUGGGUGGAGUUUUGCUGGAAGAUCCCAAGCCGCUGCUCUUCAAAGAUAGCUACCACAAUCUGCGACUGUCCAUCCACGACAUUCCCCACACUUACUGGAGAAGCAAACUUCUGGCCAAGUACCAGGAGAUACCGUUUUAUCACAUUUGGAGCGGCAGUCAGAGACCCCUGCAUUGCACCUUCAGCCUGGAGAGAGGCAGCCUGGCUGUGUCGCAGCUCACCUGUAAGAUCUGCGUCCGGCAGGUGGAAGGGGAGGGACAGAUAUUCCAGCUGCACACUGACAUCCAGGAGGUAAUGGUGACGUCUGAGAAAAUGCUUGCGCACACACGCACACACACAGAUAACGCUGCAAUGCAGCUGCACAGUUACUCCAAUCAAUACAAAGGUUGGUCUCAGUGCUUCUCGACGCCUCUGCUCUUCCAGACUUUACCUCCGCACUCGCCCCUCCCCUCAGGAGGAACGUGCCUACCUUCCUCUCAAGUGGGACCUUAUGCCUUUCGCUUGCCUGACUCCAUCCGCCAGAAAAUCUGCGCCAGUUUGGAUGCACCCAGCGCUCGAGGAUGUGACUGGAGGCUUCUGGCUCGCAGUCUGGGCUUUGACAGGUAUUUGAACUACUUUGCUACAAAGCCCAGCCCCACAGGUGUUCUGCUGGACUUAUGGGAAGCAUGUCACCAAGGUGACGCAGACUUGGUCUCUCUGGCGACCGCACUGGAGGAAAUGGGCAAAAGUGAGGUGCUAGUUGUCAUGACAACUGAUGGGGAUUGUUGAUUGGUCAAGAAACAAGAGAGCGAGACUUUUUUUUUUUCUCUCUCACCACCACCGCAAUGAGAAUACCUGCCUAUGAAUGAAUAUGCACACACGCCAGCGCGAAUCAUAAACCCACAGAGCAUUUUGGUUGCUUCACAUAAACUUUAUUACCUCUGCCUCAUUUCCCUUUUCACUGGCCCUGAAAAGAUCAGCCACUGUAGCUCCAUGGCCACCAUAACAUAUUCCCAUACGUGCCAUCCACCUGCUAAGCCGAUUCGGCUUGAGCCCUCCAAAGCAACGUUGCAUCUGCGAGACGUAAAAAAAAACAAUCCGAGGGUACCAAGGCAUAAAGUGGCUCUAAAGUCGUCUGUCAGACAUGGUGUUGACUGCCUUUGAAUGUUGAAAAUGGCUCCACGCUUGUAUAUACAAAUAUGAGUGCUUUGGGAAAAAAUGGAAACGUUCAUGUAUUCAGCACGCUGAAGCACGCACAACGACACAAACGCUAACGCGGGAUGGCCCGUGUUUCAGUAGCAGCAUGAAAGUGCAUGAUUUAAGAUCACCCUCACCUCAUGGCAGAGGACUUUUGUUUCUUCAUUGUCAUCCCCAUGUGUGCGCUGAAGGACGGGCAGCACCGACCUGCCUUCAGCCUCCCCAGGCUACACACACUCCAACACACACACAGGCAGAGCAGUCAUUAAUCGGCUCUAAAGCAGACAGGCUAGGAUUUCUCAUCUAACUGCUUCGACUGGUGACAAAUCGUGUAACGAUCGAACCCUCAAGGUUCGAAUCUUUUGGGCGUAAAAAAAAAAGCUGCCUCUCCUAUGUUAUAGAAGUGCGAAUUUUUGAAGCUUGCUUCAGAAUUGGCGAAUAACUAGACCGACUCUUUAUACUGUACCAACAAACGCCUCAAAGCCUUGGCAUAUCAUUCCGACUCACAGGGGUGUUUCUCUUUCAUCUCUCCUUGCAUUCCUCUUUCACUCUGCCACACUUCAAUCUUUUGAGAAUAAACUGCAGGAGAGCUUUCUGGUCAUCCCUUAAAAAAACAUCAACAAAAAAAAAGUUUCCUUUGGGGAACGCUUUAAUUUAUUGUCCAGAUUUGUGGAUUCUUUGUUUUCUGUUUCUUUUUCUUUCACUGUCACUGGUGUUACGAUCAUGUAGAACCUGUUUUAACAUCUGUGCUUGUUUAGGCUACUGAUCUGCUGUGUAUUAUUUUUUUGAUCCUAGUAGAGCACGCCAAAAUUGAAGAGUUAGGACACAGUGGAUGUCUGUGAAUAACAAAACUAUGUUUAUUUUUUGUUUUUUUAUUCUUGUGCAUCGAUUCAAAAAAUGUAAAAUAUAAUCUGUAAGACAUGAUUAGACGGGGGGUCAAGUGUCCUGAUGAAUUUGCUGUACGCUGUAAUUUGGAGGCUUUGCUGUAAUUGAAGGCCAUUUCCCGAGAUCGCACAUGAUUGUAGGAUAGAAUAGCCUUGCUUUGAAUCAAAUGGGCAGCAAGGGGACCGUGAAACUUACCUCAACACCAUCGGAGUUAUGUUACAAUCUGUUCUCUGUCCACCACUUAUCUAUGUGUCCAUAUGUCCAUGCAUCGCCCUGUAGCUCAUUCUGCCUCCCUUCUCUCAACUCUUUUAAUCUGCCUGCUUUGUGGUCAGGGUCCUCAAUCUGUUUGCAUAGUCACUAUUGUUCCGUCAGCUUAAAUGCUUUCGUCUGUAACAUUAUCUUUGCUUAAGUUCUGUGUUAUUGAGUCUUUUUUAUCCCUCUAAGCAAAAAAAAAGAAAAGUGUUCAUAUCUUAAACAACCACAAGAACCAAAACACAGGCAGUAUCCCUCCUCCUCAGCAGUGAGUCAUGUCACUGUUUUGUGUGAAUGAACCGUGUGUGUAUGUGAGAGUGGAUGUGUGUGGGCAGGUGGGUGUGCGCGUACAGUAUGUGCACAUUCUUAAGAUCUGUCAUUUCUCUUUGUAAGUGCUAUGCAAGUACAUAAGAAAAAGUGAAGCGUUUUGACUUCUUUUGUUUCCUGGAAGAGUAAGAUUCUAUUUUUUCAGAUCAGGACAUUGACAGGGUUUUGAUUUUGUAUCCUAAAUUGGUUUAGGAGUAGUUUUAACAUUUUUUCGGUGAUGCUAGUCUGUGUGGGGAUUCUCCAUCCGGAGAACAAUUGGAUCACUGACCAAGAAAGCUGCUAACUUAAAAAAAAAGCACACGUGGGAAAACAAAGUGGCACAGCGACUGACAUGAUGACCUCGUGCCCUGCGGGUCUUUGCCCUGAGGAAAAUACCUGGACACAAUCUGUUCAGUACUUUGGAUCCCUGAACACUGCAGGACUUUUGUUUUUUCUUUCCUCGAGUCUUGUUACAGAGACUGACUAGCUGUAGACUACAGUGUUUAUUUGUCCAGAUUUUUUGAGUGUCUGCUGGAUCUUUGGCCAUAUCUCUGGAUAAUUUAUGCUGGAGCUGUACUGGAUUCAAAACGUGCUCCCGUCAAAGAGAAAAAAACUACCCUUUGUUCAAGAAGACAGACAUUUUUACAAAAAACACCCAAAAACAAACAAAAAAAAACUAAAACUAAAAACUAAAUGGAUUCAGUGACAUGAUUUCAUCUCUGUAAAGUACUAAUUGUAAAUAAAUGUCUAGCCUUCUUACCUGUAACUAAAUAUAAUUUUUAUGCAAUAAAUUAUAUUUCUUAGUUUAA